GCCACCAUGAGCCGGUGCGCCGAGGCGGCGGCGGUGGCGGCCACCGUGCCGGGCGCGGGCGUCGGGAACGCGGGGCCACGGCCGCCCAUGGUACCCCGCCAAGCGUCCUUCUUCCCGCCGCCCGUGCCCAACCCCUUCGUGCAGGAGACGCGGGUGGGCGCGGCGAGGCGCAUCCAGAUUUUCUUUCUUGGAAUUAUCCUGCUUCCAAUUCGUGCCUUCUUGAUUGCAUUCAUUCUAGUGCUGGCAUGGCCCUUUGCUGCAAUCCCCACAGCAUGUUGUCCUGAAAAGCUGACCCACCCGCUAACUGGUUGGAGGAGGACAGUGACCCUGCCUGUUCUGAAGUUUCUGGCUCACGCCUUGUUCUUUGUCAUGGGGUUCAUGGUGUCCGUGAAAGGCAAGAUGGCCAGCGCCGCGGAAGCACCAAUUUUUGUCGUGGCUCCUCAUUCGACAUUCUUUGACGGAAUCGCUUGUGUGGUAGCUGGGCUGCCUUCCAUGGUGACUCGAAGUGAGAACAUGCAGGUGCCUCUGAUUGGCAGAUUGUUGCAGGCUAUUCAGCCAGUGUUGGUGUCCCGGAUAGAUCCAGAUUCACGAAAAAACACGAUAAAUGAAAUAAUUAAGCGAGCCACAUCAGGAGGGGAAUGGCCCCAGAUACUAGUUUUCCCAGAAGGUACUUGUACUAAUCGUUCCUGUUUGAUUACUUUUAAACCAGGAGCCUUCAUUCCAGGAGUUCCGGUACAGCCCAUCCUUCUCAGAUACCCAAAUAAGCUGGACACAGUGACUUGGACAUGGCAAGGAUAUACGUUCCUUCAACUUUGCAUCCUUACUUUCUGUCAGCCUUUCACCAGGGUGGAAGUUGAGUUUAUGCCUGUUCAAGUACCCAACGAUGAAGAAAAAAGCGAUCCUGUCCUUUUUGCUGGUAAAGUUCGGGCUUUAAUGGCUGAAGCGCUGGGAAUUCCAGUCACGGAUCAUACCUAUGAAGAUUGCAGAUUGAUGAUUUCAGCAGGACAGCUUACAUUGCCUAUGGAAGCUGGAUUGGUAGAAUUUACCAAAAUUAGCCGGAAACUAAAAUUAGACUGGGAUAGCAUUCGGAAGCACUUGGAUGAAUACGCAGCUAUUGCAAGUUCAUCCAAAGGAGGAAGAAUCGGUAUUGAAGAGUUUGCUGAGUAUUUAAAGUUGCCUGUUUCAGAUGUCUUGAGACAACUUUUUUCACUUUUUGACCGGAACCGUGAUGGCAGUAUUGACUUCCGCGAGUAUGUGAUCGGCCUAGCUGUCCUGUGCAACCCCGCCAACACAGAGGAGAUCAUCCAGGUGGCAUUUAAGCUCUUCGAUAUGGAUGAAGACGGCUUAAUAUCAGAGGAAGAAUUCUCCACUAUACUGCAGGCUUCCCUUGGAGUUCCUGACCUGGAUGUUUCUGGGCUCUUCAAGGAAAUAGCUCAGGGGGAUUCUACGGUAUCCUACGAGGAAUUUAAAAGUUUCGCCCUAAAGCAUCCAGAAUAUGCCAAGAUAUUUACAACAUACUUAGACCUCCAGACGUGCCAUGUGUUCUCAUUACCAAAAGAAGUUCAGGCAGCUCCCUUGUUCGCAAGUAAUAAAGUCAGUCCUGAAAAUCAUGACGAGAGCACCUCGGACAAAAAGGAUGACUGAAAACAAAUACGCCCAUGAAGGAAAAUUGGCAGUCGCCUACACUUAACUUGGGAAAGACUUCAUUGAUAGUAUUUCAGAUGUGAUUGUUGCUGAAAUGAUGCUGAAAAAAGCUUGUGUUUCCUUAUUAAAAUGCCUCCAUUCACGUAUAUAUUAAGCAAUAUUUCUUUUCUGUUCUAUUAUACUGUGUUGAUUGGUUUACUGGUACUAAACAUGAAUUGUCCAGUUUGAUUUGCAUAGCCAAUGAAUGAAAAAGUGUGACUUACUUCACACUGUAAAGAAUAUAAAUAUUUUGUAGUCUACUUUCGUCUAAGGAAAUAAAUUAAUAUUAAUCUCUAAUCCCUUAAGGAAAGCCUACCCUUUUAUCCUGAUCUGGAUAUGUAGAACUUUGUCUUAAAGAUAACUGCUAUGACCAAAGGCUAAGUAGGAAUUGCCUUAUUGAAAGCAAUUCAAUAUUGAUUGCUUAAUAAGAAGAUGAAUUGUUUGCCACAAGUUUGGUUUAAUUUGAGCCAGGGAGCAGUUGUCAGAGUGUAGCAUUAGUUGUCUACUAAUGAAUCAGAUUUGCUCUAGUCAUAUAAUAUUUUAUAAUUAACAUACUUUUGUCAUUCAAGUGGGGGUUUCAGAGCUUGUCUGAAACAUCUACAGGGAAAAUGCAAAGAUACCAAAGUUAUAACCAAAAGCCAGGGAAUCCCAAAUACACUUUGUAAAUUGAAUUUAAACAUAUUUAACCCCCAGGUAGGAGUUCGAGAGUGACAUGUUUCCUUUAGACUAAGUGAUAAGUUUCCUCAGUGCCAUUUUGUUGGUUGUCAUGUUUAUUGUACAUCGUUUAUGUAUGAAAUGCUGAAAGAACAAGCAGGUGAAUACUAUGUACAGAAAUAGUUGGUUGAUAGUUGUCCAACCAUAAAAAUAGCCUGAAGUCAGUCUUUGAAUUCAAACUCUUUAUCUUGGGUAUGUUUCUGAAUACAUCGGUAAUUCACCUCCAGACUAGUUUUAUAAAGCCAUUAUGAAGUUAAGGCUUAUGAGAGAUGCUGGAAUUUAUACUUGAUCAAGUCAUGAUUACAAACUCAUUUUAUAUAGUGAGCAAUAGCAUUCUAAUUUUAUAAGAAAUAUGUCUUUGUAUAGUUGUUUACUUAUUAAGCAUUUCAUCCUUAAGUGUGUAAAAUUGUUUUUGCUUCUAUUUAAGGCCACUUAGACAAAGCAUUGAAGGAACUAAAUGCAAUUACUUUUGCAACUGGAAAAGUACAUGUUUUAAAUAACCUCUGUCAUAUGCAGUUGAAUGUAUGUCAUACUCUGGUACCAUGAUUUUAAAAAUCAUAUUAAAGUUACAUUUUAAAAAUUAUGGUCAUCAUGAAAAAAGUAACAUUGUAAAUUUAAAACUUCUGUGAAACUCUUGAAAGUGAUUUCAUUGUUUAGCUGGUUUUAAAGAUUUUACAUUUUUCUAUUCCAUGUCCACCAGUGUAAUAUUUUCUAUCUUGUUAUGUUCCUGAGUAAACAGACUGGCUCCAUGAAGUUCCUAUCAAUUAAAAAAUUCUGGCUUUGCCAUUUUG
This is a messenger RNA of Sorex fumeus (smoky shrew), 3188 nucleotides long. RefSeq names its product lysophosphatidylcholine acyltransferase 2 (gene LPCAT2). Gene Ontology annotation, molecular function: 1-acylglycerophosphocholine O-acyltransferase activity; calcium ion binding. The transcript has 14 exons. Gene Ontology annotation, cellular component: endoplasmic reticulum. Bases 7 to 1644 code for a protein of 545 amino acids. NCBI's taxonomy places the organism in Eukaryota, Metazoa, Chordata, Mammalia, Eulipotyphla, Soricidae. The record is from RefSeq and is a predicted model, not a curated record.